This is a messenger RNA of Kockovaella imperatae, 1477 nucleotides long. RefSeq lists its product as hypothetical. Lineage: Eukaryota; Fungi; Basidiomycota; Tremellomycetes; Tremellales; Cuniculitremaceae. The transcript has 5 exons. The record is from RefSeq and is a predicted model, not a curated record. The coding region runs from base 200 to 1243 and encodes 347 amino acids.
UCUGCCCAGCCAAAAGUCAGAAACGCGAUACAAUGAGAGCAACCGUGAGAAAGUAGCCCCUUCGAGGUGGAGGUGGUCCACAGGGAUACCAUCCCGAUCGAUGACAUGCCGACAUUGCUCCAUCUUGUCAUCCAACAACAAAGGGGAUAUCAUACAAAGCGUGAGGAAGCUCUUCUAAGUAUCUCAUCCACCUAGACUCAUGCUGAUCACUGUUCUCACCCGUUCAGCUCCUACAACACUCAGAAGACUAUCCACAUUCACACCAUUCCAACCUCUCGUCAAGAUGGUCGCUCCUGCCGGACUCUUCUCUAACCGAUACAAGCUCGAGGACAUGCCUGAUCUCAGUGGUCAAGUAGCCAUCGUAUCAGGUGGUACAAGAGGUAUCGGGGAAGCAGUCAGUGCUGCAUUGGUACAGAAAGGCUGUGAAGUGCACAUUCUGUCAGCUACCGAGGAGCACUUCAAAGAAGCUGUAGAACACAUUUCUGCCGAUACACCUUCCGCGCCUUCCCUCCUCAAGUACCAUCAGAUCGAUCUUCACUCGCUCAAAUCCCUCGCAGGGGUCAUUCCCGAAUUGGCCAAGCUUCCUCGAAUCGACAUGUUGUACUUGAUCGCCGGGAUCGGAGUCGCCCCAUUCCAAUUGACCGAAGAUGGCAUCGGUAACCAUUUCGCAGUCAACAAUCUCUCUCAGAUGAUGCUUGUGGAUGGGUUGCUGGACAAGAUUAAGGAAACUGCAAGGGGCAAGACAGGAGAAGACAAGUGGUCCACUCGGAUCGUCAGUGAGAGUAGCGAACUUCACCGUGCUGCGCCUUCCGAGGCCAAGUUUGCGAACUUGGCCGAAAUGAGUGAGGACAGCAAGGACAUGGAUCCGACGAAGCUGUACGGAAGAUCCAAGCUGGCCAACGCACUAUUCAUCCGCGAGCUAUCCAAGCAUCUUCCUCCUCUUACGUCGGAUGAGCCAAUCUUGGCAAUCUCCGUCCAUCCCGGAGCAGUAGCGACUGAGCAACAGCAAGGCGCAACCCAAGCUUACGGGUUCAUUCCUGGUGCCGAAAGUGCCCUCUGGGCGGGUACCGGAAAGACAGCUUCAGAACGACGAGAAGAAGUACAAGGCAGGUACUUCUCCGAGGCUGAUGGCAAGGUGGACACGGAAUCGGAUCAAGCGAAGGAUGAUGCGCUUGCUAAGCAGCUCUGGGAGCUCAGCGUCAAGACGUUGAAAGACAAGGCGGGAUAUGAAGUCAAAAUGUAGAUCAAUUCUGUGGUUCACGGCCCUUCCAGCGGGUCAGGUAGGAACGAUUCUCCCCCGCUUCCCAUACCCUGUAGCAUAUACAUGAAACGAAAUGAUGACGUCGUAUCUGGUCAUAAUUAUACCAACGUUUCGUAAAGCACAAUCUACGAAAGGUCAUAAUGAGAGAACUGUCUGGGUCAUGGAUCCGGGUUCGCAGCUCUCAAUUGAUCGUAGCGAGGAGGCAGAUCUCUGAAG